This is a messenger RNA of Syzygium oleosum, 1425 nucleotides long. Its product is annotated as probable mannitol dehydrogenase. Lineage: Eukaryota; Viridiplantae; Streptophyta; Magnoliopsida; Myrtales; Myrtaceae. The record is from RefSeq and is a predicted model, not a curated record. Gene Ontology annotation, biological process: lignin biosynthetic process. The coding region runs from base 86 to 1171 and encodes 361 amino acids. The transcript is spliced from 5 exons. Gene Ontology annotation, molecular function: cinnamyl-alcohol dehydrogenase activity; zinc ion binding.
AACUUUCUCUCUGUAUCUCAAAACACACAAACUACAAAAUUCUCUUCCAGUUUGAUUUGAAGCAGUGCUCGUCAAGCUUGGUGAAAUGGCAAUGUCGUCAGAGAACGAACACCCAGUGAAGGCUUUUGGAUGGGCAGCCAGAGAUUCUUCAGGACAUCUCUCUCCCUUCAAGUUCUCAAGAAGGGCCACCGGAGAAAAAGACGUGACUUUUAAGGUAUUGUACUGUGGUAUAUGCCAUUCCGAUCUCCACAAUGUCAAAAACGAAUGGGGAAAAACUUCUUAUCCUGUAUUACCCGGGCAUGAGAUUGUUGGUGUUGUCACUGAAGUAGGCACCAAAGUGACAAAAUUCAAAGUUGGGAACAAAGUGGGUGUUGGGUGUAUGGUCGGAUCAUGUCGCUCUUGUGCGAAUUGCAAAGACGAUCUUGAGAAUUAUUGCCCCAAAAUGAUCUUGUCUUAUGGUGCAAAGGACUGUGAUGGAACCAUCACUUAUGGUGGUUACUCGGAUAUUAUGGUAUCGGAUGAGCAUUUCGUAAUUAAAAUCCCCGACAAUUUGCCGCUUGAUGGUGGUGCUCCUCUCCUUUGUGCUGGGAUUACUGUCUACAGUCCAUUGAAGUACUAUGCUCUUGAUAAGGCUGGAACGCACUUGGGGGUUGUGGGGCUUGGUGGGCUCGGGCACAUGGCUGUAAAGUUUGCUAAGGCCAUGGGCCUCAAAGUGACUGUCAUCAGUACCUCACCUAAUAAGAAGAAGGAAGCCGUGGACCAUUUGGGAGCUGACGGAUUCUUGGUUAGCCGUAAUACAGAAGAGAUGCAAUCUGCAAUUGGUACAAUGGAUGGCAUCAUCGACACAGUCUCAGCUGUACAUGCUCUUUUGCCUUUGAUCGGUCUCUUGAAAUCUAACGGAAAACUUGUCAUGGUUGGUGCACCAGCGAAGCCACUCGAGCUACUUGCUAUGCCACUCCUCAUGGGUAGAAAGAUUGUGGGAGGAAGUUGCAUUGGAGGGAUUAAGGAGACGCAAGACAUGAUCGAUUUUGCAGCGAAGCACAACAUAGUUGCAGAUAUUGAGGUUAUUCCUAUGGAUUAUGUGAACACUGCAAUGGAGCGCUUGUUAAAAGCAGAUGUUAAGUAUCGAUUUGUCAUUGACAUCGCCAAUUCAUUGAAGCCAUUCCAAUGAUCAUUUCGAUGGAUGACUACUUGGUUGAGCGUGGAUGAAGAGCAGCUUUCUUUAUCUUGUUUUUUCAGGGUCAUGUUUUACUACCAAGAUGAAAUUUCCAUUUCAUAAUUUGCUUCUACUUAGUAUGGUGAUAACAUAUCAUUGUCCCCUUUGGAAUAACGACCACUACUUUGUAUUAAUAGCAACCACGUUUUAGGUUGCUAUCCUCUGGAAGUAUGCAAAAGAGUUCCUUUAUGUGUAGUAACAAAUUCAUG